GAAUCCCGGUAGAAACAAAAGUUCAAAUUCCGGGUUGUCAUUCAGAUGCGGUUUUCAAAACAGUCGGUUAAUUUACUUUUAAAAUUUGAUUAAGUAGAGGAGAAAGAAUGCUGCCCACUGGCGAUGUGCAGGGCUGUCUUCGUAAAUUGGAAACUCUCUUACGAAUCGUAAAGUACCCUGGACCUGUCGACUACAAUGGCCUCUCUGUAGGAGACCCCUCAGCUUUUCUGCCAAUUUUGAGCUUCAGUCUCACCACAUUCUCUCCACCUUUUGCUGAGCAACUAGUGGCAGCUGGACUGGAGCUGACAGGCAAAACUGACCUGAGAUUCACUGACACACUCUAUAAGGUCCUGCGGGAUAUCUUCCAUUACAAGCCAAUCAUCUCCAAGCAACAGUUCCUUCAGAGGGGCUUUGUGCAAAGAAAGAUCUCUACCCUUUGUGACAUCAUUGACUUGGUCUUGCAGAGACACAAGGAACUGAAGAAGCCCAGACUCAGAAAUCCUGUGUCACACAAGGACACAAGAGGAGCGGACCAUGCAAAGCUGACCAAGCCAGAUACUGUUUGUGACUGGCACUUUGUUGUGAAUCAUAUGCAAGACGACGGCAUAUUGCCGUGUCAGAAUGAAGUGCAGGCUUUGCAUGAUGAAGUAUACUCGUCCAAUCCUCCUGAAAAUGGGAACACAAACCUGACAGAAAAGCAGCAGGAGGAGGAUGACAUUCGACAUUCUUCCGAGGUAGAGCAAAAGCUUUCUGUAAUGGAAGCUCAAAUCGACAGUCUUCUUUGUGGCCUUCAAAGGCUUGGUGCCCUGGAAGCCCGUCUGGAGGAGCUUGCAAGCAGGACGAACACAGAAAAAAAGGAAGAAGAAUUGAUCACAAUAUCAAGAGAGAGCUGGGACAAUCUAAAUGGUAGAAUUCUCUUACUGGAAACCAAAUUGGAACUUGGCCAUACAAAGUCAAGUGUUCCGCCACUAUGUCAGUCAUCUACCCCACUCUCCUCUCUCAGUGUCAUAUCUGAUUCUUCAAAGGAUGAUAUAAAAGACAGACUCGAGAGGAUCACCAACAUGUUGAAGAGUACCUCAACUCUAAUGAAGAGUGCAGACUCACCCACAACCCCUUACGAAUAGAUUGAUGAAAUGACUUAAUAAUAAGUCCGAGUCACUUUACGUUAUUCACAGAAGUACAUCAAGUCCAGCUUGUGUUUGGCCUUUGAUCGUAAUGGAAGCAGAUAUAUCUUUGUUGAAGGGGACAAAACCAAAUAAUUGUCGACAAAACUGGGAGUAAGUGUUGGGUCAUAUUUUUGUUUUGCAGAAUUCCAAAAUUCUAUGAACUGUUAUCGAUAGCCUCAGUUCAGAGGCAUGAGUUUGUAUCCAGGUGUGUAGGUUUUUUUUUUUUUUUUUGUGUGUUUUUAUUUCAUUUUACUCAGCAAUAGUUUUCAC
Molecule: messenger RNA, 1436 nt
Organism: Hippocampus comes (tiger tail seahorse)
Lineage: Eukaryota; Metazoa; Chordata; Actinopteri; Syngnathiformes; Syngnathidae
Gene: cep44
Product: centrosomal protein 44
Exons: 11
Coding region: 108-1124 (338 amino acids)
Biological process (GO): centriole-centriole cohesion; centriole replication
Cellular component (GO): spindle pole; centrosome
Source: RefSeq, a predicted model, not a curated record